AAUUACGUAAGCGUUUUAAACCAACUGGCGUGUCCGUGACGUCACCACCCGAAAUACGUCAUACAGGAAGAGAGUUCAUUGUUUUGGCGUUUCCUGAUCUACAAUCUCUCCGAUUAAAACAACACACACCUGACAGUGGACGCGUUUCUGGUAUCCUCUCACCAUGACUCACUGGUUCCAUCGAAACCCUCUGAAAGCCACGGCACCUGUGUCCUUUAACCUGUACGGAGUGGCAUCCAGUCCCACUGCCAAUAAGAUCUGCAAUGACUUGAGAACGACACGCGCCCGACUGCUGGAUGCGUUCACAGACGCCACGUGUACCCCAGAGAUCAUGAAGAAAUCCAGUGAUGAAUACUUUGCUCUUUUACAGGGAUUCAUUUUGCCGCUGGAUGGAACCACACAAGAGAACAAGCUCCGGUUCAUCCAGAACUUCAAAUGGACCGACUCUUUACAGGGAAAUAUUGCGAGUGCCCAGCAGGAUGCUGUUUUUGAGCUGGUGUCUAUGGCCUUUAAUGUUGCCAUCUGGUACACCAAGUUUGCCUCACGAUUGGCCGGAAAGGAGAACAUCACAGAGGACGAGGCCAAAGAUGUUCACAAGAGUUUGAGAAUCGCUGCUGGAAUUUUUAAAACCCUUAAGGAGACUCAUAUUCCUCGACUCAUCACUCCAGCAGAGAAGGGUCGAGACCUGGAGCCGCGAGUCAUUGACACCUACAUUGUGCAGAUUCAGGCAGAGGCUCAGGAGGUCACCAUUGCCAGAGCCAUCGAGCUGAAGCACAACGCCUCCCUCAUCGCAGCGCUGUCCUUCGAGACCGCAAACUUCUACCAGAAGGCUGAUCACACUCUGAACACUUUGGAUCCAGAAUGCAGCAGUAAAUGGAAGAAGUACCUGCAGCUGAAGCAGCACUUCUACAUGGCUUACGCACACUGCUAUCAUGGACAGACUCUUCUCGCAGGGGAUAAAUGCGGAGAGGCCAUAAGAUCCCUGCAGGAGGCUGAGAAGUUUUAUUCCCGCGCUGAAGCCUUGUGUAAAGAGUACCGUCAGACGAAGGGUCCCGGCAGCACGGCCAAACCCUCGGAGCAGCUCUUCUUUAAGAAACUGGGCACGUUCAUCAAGAACACCCUGGAGAAGUGCCAGAGAGAGAACGGCUUCAUUUAUUUUCAUAAGGUUCCUGCUGAAGCUCCGGCGCUGGAACUGAAGGCCAGUUACGGUUUGGCUGAACCGACUCCAUUCGAGCUCCCGCCUCUCAGCGCUCAGUGCACACCUGAAGUCUACGCGACCUUUGACCUUACCAAAGGACCCAAAGAAGACAAGGCAAAAGUGAAGCACGAUGAGGAGAUAAAGCCGGUGAAGGAGCCGGAUCUGAAGCCGCAGAAGGACACGGGCUGCGUGGUCUCCUAACAGGUGACGCAUGAUGUCCAGGAGAUCUGGAGGAGAUCUGGAGGAGUCUGGAGUCUUCUCUCCUCUGAUCAAAUAUAUUCCAAUAGUGAUAUAACAGUGGCGUCUGUCUCGUGCUCGCAUUCUGUUUAAAGUGUUUCGUCUACAAACACAGAUGUUCUAAUGAAGGAUUGCGUGACUAAAAUCUGAUGAACAGUUAAUCCUAAUAACCCCGUCUGAAUCAUAAUUAUAUGACCAAUUGAUUGCACUUGAUUAUCUCUCUGUAGCAGAAAAUAGAUGAUCCUAGUGAGAUUUUUAAGGUUUAUUGGAUCCAUUGAUUAAAAAAAAAAAAAAAGUUGUGAAAUUAAACCAUUAAAAUUAUCCAUUGAUUAAUGCAAAUAUUAAAUGGCAUUUAAACUAGGUGCAUUUCAGAAAAAAAAAUCAGAUUUCACCUCAACAUCUAAAGAAAAAUUUGCGUAAAGUUUUUUUUUUUUUUUUUUUUUUUUUUUUUUAAACCAUGAAGAUUUAUUGCAUUAUAACAUUAUUUUCAUGACAAUUAAGCACAUUUUCAAAGCACACACACACACACACACAUACAAUUUCAAUAGAAUUUUCUUUGGCAUUGCAGUAAUGAGAAUCUGGGUUUUAAAUGUGCUUAAUUUUCAUGGAUAAAAUAUAUAUUAUAUAAUGAUUAUAUAAUGUCAUAAUGCAAUAAAUAGUUGUCUCAUAAAAAUAUAAUUUCUGGACUAUUGUGAUUUUCUAAACAAAAGCAGUUGCUAUCGAAAUACAACACAGUACAUUAGUUUAAGAUAAAAUAUUAUGACUUAUCACUUAUUGCACUUAAAAUAUCUGCUGUAUGAUUAAUAUUUCUUAGGGGGAGCACAUUUUUUAGUUGGGUUUUGGUUUGAAAAGAACAGAAUUAUACUAUAUAAAUAUAUAUAUAUAUAUCUCCUCAUCAAGAACAGAAUUAAACAGGGUGAAGAUGUGAAGUGCCGUGAGCUUCAGUCUGAUUAGAACUUCUAAUAUCAACUUUUACUGGACUUAUUUUCCACAUGUGUAUAUAUAUAUUUACAGUCAUAUAUGAAAAAAUGAUUUUGCUUGUGAUUUGAAACCUGUCCAAAUAAUCCAAACAUGGGUUGCUGUGCUGUACAUGACCCUUUUGCUGGUUUGAUUUGAUAGGUUUUUCAUUUUUCUGACAGUCGUCUGAAUAUGUUCAACCAUGUUUGCAUUAAUAAAUGUGACACUGGUGCUUCAUUUUAAGGGUUGUAAAAACUUCAACAAAACUAUAUGCACUUUCACAUCACCUACAGGUACAGAAAUGAUCACUAAAUGUCAUGGCCCCUGCUUUAAUUCAUACUGAAAACUAAGAGUUUGUAUACUUAUCAAGGGAAAAUGAUUGUCAGAUAUUUUGCUGUAUAUUUAUUUAACACAAUUCUACAAGACUUUCUCUGGCAUUGUUCGAUGACACUCCACGAUCACGUUUAGUUUGUGUAAUUAUUCGUUUUGCCAUCUAUGCAGUUGUAUGGAUAUGUAUUCAUCAUCGUGUAUACUUACAGAUUACGAUGUCAACCUGUAACUCAAAAUCAUGCAUUUAAUGUUUAUUCCCCAUUAAAAAGUGCAUCAGCUA
Cyprinus carpio (common carp) is the source of this 3002-nucleotide messenger RNA. RefSeq names its product BRO1 domain and CAAX motif containing (gene brox). The record is from RefSeq and is a predicted model, not a curated record. NCBI's taxonomy places the organism in Eukaryota, Metazoa, Chordata, Actinopteri, Cypriniformes, Cyprinidae.